Messenger RNA from Armigeres subalbatus, 2274 nucleotides. RefSeq lists its product as uncharacterized. Lineage: Eukaryota; Metazoa; Arthropoda; Insecta; Diptera; Culicidae. Gene Ontology annotation, biological process: DNA integration. The record is from RefSeq and is a predicted model, not a curated record. Bases 1 to 2274 code for a protein of 757 amino acids. The transcript is spliced from 2 exons. Gene Ontology annotation, molecular function: nucleic acid binding.
AUGCAAAUGCUCGAGAACAUGCGAAUUGGUAUCCAGACGCCGCAGAAGCCAUCGUUAAUCGACACUAUGUCGAUGACUAUUUUGACAGUGCUGACAACGAAGAUGAAGCGAUUCAACGGGCUCUUGACGUGCGGAAGGUACAUGCGCUUGGUGGGUUUGAAAUCCGCAAUUGGCGGAGGAUAUCCGCUGCUCCUGGUAGGUUCCAAGGCGAAGGUCGCCCCACUCAAGCUCACCUCGACACCACGAUUGGAGCUGCAAGCCGCAGUGAUAGGUGCGAGAAUGAUGAACACGCUGCAAACAACGUUGCCCGUCCCGGUCCAGGAAGUAUUCUUGUGGGUAGAUUCAAUGACGGUUCUAUCCUGGAUUAGGUCUGACAGCCGUAAGUACAAACCGUAUGUGGCACACCGUAUAGCGGAAAUAAUUCACACGACGAAUAUCAAUUGCUGGAAAUAUGUCCCAUCGAAGAGGAAUGUAGCCGAUGAUAUAACAAAAUGGGGAGCUGGAACUACCGUGGACCCGGAUAGUAGGUGGUUCAAUGGUCCACCUUUUCUCCGUCAAACUAAAGAUUUGUGGCCGGAGCAACCGAAGACAAAGUCCGUUGUGUCGGAGGAGCUAAGACCAUGCUACCUGCUUCAUCAUAUAACUAUUCCUCGACAUAUCAUCGACGUAACACGCAUAUCUAAAUGGCGAACAUUAGUGCGAACAGUGGCAAUGGUGUAUCGCUUUGUCUCUAACUGUAAACGAAAACGGAUGGGGUUACCCAUUGAAGCAAUAAACACUGAAAACGAUCAUAAAUUAGCAGUUUCAGCAGAAUUUGUGGCAAUCCAGCAAGAAGAGCUAGCGAAAGCUGAAUGUUUAUUGUGGCGAAUCGCUCAGGCCGAUGCAUUUCCGGAUGAGAUGAGAAUUCUGAAAAGAAAUAUGGAACUUCCACGUGACCAGUGGAUGUACAUCGAAAAGUCAAGUCAGCUCUACAAAAACUCACCGUUCUUGGACGAAGAUGGUGUCAUCAGAAUGGAAGGAAGGACGUGCUCAGCAGCCUUUGUAGCGUGGGGUACCCGUUUCCCUGUCAUAUUGCCAAGAAGCCACGAAAUAACGACGAAGAUAUUGGCAGAUUAUCAUGUUCGAUUUGGACAUGGUUCGAAGGAAAUCAUCGUAAACGAAGUACGUCAAGCGUUUUUCGUUCCAAAACUACGGACAGCUGUGGCCGAGGUUAUUCGUAAUUGUUUGAAAUGUCGGCUACGGAAAAGUAAGCCGGUUCUACCUCGUAUGGCGCCACUUCCUAUUCAACGUUUGCAGCCCUAUGUCAGAGCCUUUAGCUACGUAGGACUUGAUUACUUCGGGCCGAUCGAUGUCACCGUAGGUAGGCACAAGGAGAAGCGUUACGUAGCACUAUUUACGUGCCUGGUUGUACGGGCCGUCCACUGUGAGGUAGCGUAUAGUCUAAGCUCUGAAUCUUGCAAGCAAGCUAUCAGACGUUUCAUUCGGCGACGUGGUUCUCCAGUUCACAUUUUUUUGGACAAUGGAACCAAUUUUCAAGGAGUCAGUCAGGAGCUUCGGAAAGAGUUGGAAAGAAUCGAUCGAGAUUGCGCCAAUACGUUUACCGAUGUUAGAACUAAGUGGACUUUCCACCCGCCAUCCGCUCCUCAUAUGGGCGGCGUGUGGGAGCGAAUGGUGAGGUCUGUCAAAGCCGCAAUGGAGAUGCUUAUUGACGGUCGUCGAAUGAACGACGAAAUUCUGGCGACCACUUUAGCGGAAGCAGAGUAUUUGGUUAAUUCCCGACCACUGACGUAUGCGGGAACAGAAGAUAAUGAAAUGGAUGCAAUUACACCAAACCAUUUCCUUCUCGGCAGUACCUCUGGACAACACGAACCGUACAAGGUUACCAUUACUAUGGCAGACGAGCUAAGGAGCAGCUACAAGCGGUCUAUGUCACUGGCGAAUGCGUUCUGGAAUAGAUGGUGUAAAGAGUAUUUUCCGACACUAAAUCAACGCAGUAAAUGGCACGAGGAAGGUAGAAGACUAGAAGUAGGGGAUUUGGUUUUCAUCAUGGAUUAUGGGAAAGGCGAGACAGGAGUUCGAGGUAUAAUCGAAGAAGUCUUCGCUGGACGCGAUGGGCGUGUGCGGCAAGCAAUAGUUAGGACGAAUGGAGGAGUCUUUAAGAGACCCGUAGCGAAGCUGGCGGUUCUCGAAUUGGAUGAUAAACCUGGUGAAGCCAUUGGAGAGCAUGUAGACCAGGGUUUAUGGGCUGGGGAGUGUUCGAACCAACAGGAUUGA